AUGGCAAAUAGMCCUGCCGCAUUCUUCCUUGCGGGAGAUUCUACGACCGCCGCUCAGUCUUCAGCAGGUGGAGGCUGGGGUGUUGGGUUUCUGAAAACCCUCACUGGUGACGCGAUUGGGGCGGAUCUUGGCUACAACGGAGCGACGACUGCCUCCUUUGUGGCCGGAGGAGCCUGGGCAAAUGUAAUUGAUGCUGUCACUAGGAACAGGAAGAGAUAUCAGCCAUAUGUGACAAUCCAGUUCGGUCAUAAUGAUCAAAAAAAUACGUCUGGUGUCACAAUUGCAAACUACACCACUAAUCUCGCUACUCUUGCUACUGAAGUUAAGACAGCCGGAGGAAUUCCAAUUCUAGUGACUCCAUUAUCCCGCCGCAACUUCAACUCUUCCGGACUGGUGAUCGAGGAUCUUGCAGAACAGCGAAAUAUUACCAUUAAAGUUGCGGAAUCACUUGGUGUCGACUAUAUCGACUUGAACGAAGCUAGUACUAAAUAUCUCGAUGCAAUUGGACAAAAUGACUCUGCAACAUACAACCGUAUCCCAACUGACUACACGCAUUUAAAUCCGACUGGAAGUAUUUUAUUUGGUGAUAUGGUCAGCUGGUUGUUGCUUACGACAACAUCCCUGAGUAAGCAUCUUCGUGCAUAUACAGUUCCAUCGCCAGAAGUUGUUGGAGCGAUUGCCAGUGGUAUUUACAUCUACCCGAGCGCAUGA
Molecule: messenger RNA, 711 nt
Organism: Talaromyces amestolkiae
Lineage: Eukaryota; Fungi; Ascomycota; Eurotiomycetes; Eurotiales; Trichocomaceae
Exons: 3
Coding region: 1-711 (236 amino acids)
Molecular function (GO): hydrolase activity
Source: RefSeq, a predicted model, not a curated record